ACAAUGGCCAGCCGCGUGAUCCAAGACUCCGACGAGGAGGACGACCCUCUCUCCUGCGAGGCUCAACCUCCGGCCCCCACGGUGUCCCCCAGGCGAGAGAAUCGUCCAGCAAACAGUAAUUGGGAGGAUAACGCUUCAGCUGUCAAUGACGGUAAUGUGGAGAACGAUGCUAUUGAUAACCAGAUCCAACAAGAGAUCAAUAAUGUUGGUGAUAUCAGCGUCAACUUCGAUGAUUUCCUACAGUCGCAGUCGCAAGAUGCGCAGAGACGGGCGUCGUUAUCGUCGUCUCAGCAGAGGAGGGAGGAGAGGUGGAUUCCGGGUGGAUUUGGGAAUGGGAUUGCGAGGGGGUCUGGAUCGAUUGCCUUUAUGAUGUCCGAGAUCGAUAUGGCACAAAGACGACUGUUUGACGAUGACGCCCCGCAUACUGGACAGCAGAUUCCUUCGACUGCAACUGUUCCAUUUACGGAGUCGGAGUUGGGGUACAUAGAUCAGCAGCAGCAACAGCAAGGUUUGCAUGGUGUUGAUUAUAGCGCUCUGGAAUAUCCCGAGGGGUAUCAGCAGGUUCAAGUGCCCAUUUUACACCCCGAAUGGUAUAAUUCGGAUCGAAAUCAGUGGGUUGAGAAUGCGUUGAACGUUGAAGCAGCCCAUGCCAGUAUCUCGACGUUUGACCGUACUCAGUCAAAUCUUUCCUCCAGUGCCUACGAAUCCGCACUGCGAGGAUCCACGAAUGCAGACGCCGCAAUGCAUGAGACUAUACAAACCGAAAUAUUGAAUAAAACUCCCAUUCGAUCAAAGUCACUGCAAGAAGCAGCACUUGACUCUCCACACGAUACCGAGCCAUUCUCGUCAUUGAGGUCACCAAACGUGAGCAGAUCGAAAAGCGAUAAUACCGCUCAGCAGAUUUCACCACAGCAGUCUCAAACAAAUGCGACGGAUGAACUUUCUGCUGCUGUUGCUGUUGAGAUUCCGAUCAUUCAGAAGAAGAAAGCCCCAAAGAAAAAUAAGUCACAACCGCAACCGGAGGAUGAUGAUGACGAUGAGCUCGCUGCGCCAAGUGACUCGAAGAACAACAAGUCAAAGGCGAAAGGGGUUAGUCGUUCAAGGAGUAAUAAGCAGACCAUGGACAGCAACAAUCUCAACGAGACCCACGAACUGAUCGAAACAAACACACCACAUCCUAUCCCUAACGAGCCCAAACUACCAGACAACACACCCCAUACCACGAACCCCGACAACGACGAAAUCGACCUCAUCCAACUCAACGCCCUCAAAACCCAGCCCCAACUCCAACCCCCGCAACCCUCAAACGACCAACUAAGAGCCCACUUCACACAACCACCAAAACAACCCCGCAAAGAACUCAAGAAAAAGAAGCUCAAACGCGGCAAAACAACCUCCGUCACGGUCAAGAAAACCUACGAACCAGACGUCGAAGACGACGUAAUCUGGAUCGACGACCGACAACUUGAUCCCCAACACGAUCGUCGACCAGACUCGAUUCCCACUCCUGAUUCGAUCUCAACGCCCGCGGGAGAACAAGAGACACUCACUGCGGUGGAGGUUCCUAUGUUCGGGGGAGACCAGGAUCAGGGUAAUCCUAAUCCGGAACCGGCACCUAAGAAACGCGGACGGAAGAGGAAGAAGACUGCUGAGCAGCCUCUUGUCUCUGCUGAGGAGGUAUCGACUGAAGUCAAUGGACAUGCGCCUGGUCAAACCCUCAGCAACGUGUCCGUUGUCGUCGAGAAACAUGCAAACGGCAACAGGCAGAAACCAAACUCAUCCAACAACCCAUCCACAAUCGACGGGACAAAACCUUCCUCAGUUCUAGCGGCAGCACCUGAACCAGAGCCCGAACCUGAACAAGAAUCUAUAUCAAACGCCCCCGAAAGCCCCAAGAAAUCGAAUCCGACACUGGAUACCUCCAAUCAAGAAGGGCAAUCUGAUCCGGACACAUCGACCAAAUCCACUAAUAACGACAGCAAAGGACCAAGCAAACACUCUCCCAUCGCAGGCACGAGCAAAGUGCCCUACCGUGUCGGACUGAGUCGUCGUGCGCGGAUUGCACCUUUGCUAAAGAUUGUUAGGAAAUGAUAACGAGGAUGCGAUUUCUUACUAGCUGCUCUCCGCGACAUUCAUCCGAUUUCCCGAGUAUUGCCUCCAUAUUUGUAUUAUUAUAUGAUAAUGAUUUACUACGACCUGAUGCAAGAUGAGACGAUUUACGAUGUUGAACCUUUGUCAUUUUUGAUGUAUAUUUAUCUCUUAGGUAGCACUGUAUAUUUAUAUUUAAUAGGUCAUCUAAUAAGGACAGAGUACUUUAUAAAAACCCCCUUCAUCCUCUCGAUAGCUUCCUCUUCUCCUUUUCUCCCCCAGAUUCGAUAUUCUCGUCGAGAGGUUACUACCUAGU
Aspergillus glaucus CBS 516.65 is the source of this 2404-nucleotide messenger RNA. RefSeq lists its product as uncharacterized. The transcript is spliced from 2 exons. Bases 4 to 2091 code for a protein of 695 amino acids. The record is from RefSeq and is a predicted model, not a curated record. Lineage: Eukaryota; Fungi; Ascomycota; Eurotiomycetes; Eurotiales; Aspergillaceae.